AUGUCAGUCAAAGUCAAUGUCGGAAACCUGAGCCUCAGGAUCAAAACGAUUCCUCUCACACAAGAGGAGUUCGCGCCUUUUGGAGACGUGGUCUACAAUCCUCGACCCAGCCUUCUUCCUUCUAAAUACGCAUCUCAAAGCGGACAUCUCCCAUACAGCGGCACGUCGGCCAACCAAGGAUCAGCAAUUCGUUAUGCCGAUGUCAGCAAGCCUCAGGAUCUUCUCUCACAAGCUCCCAGCAAAGAUGGCCGAUUGAUCAUGAGCCAAUUCGUCUGCGAAGCACGAACCUUGGCACCUGCAAAGGAUGACCUAACUCAGGACGAGUUCGCCGUCAACAUCCUCGAGCGCCACCCUUUCACUUCUCAGACGUUUGCUCCGUUGGCGUCCACCGCUUCGAGCUACCUGGUCAUCGUGGCUCCCACUCUGCCCCCAUCUUCUCAAGAUGAGGGUCUCCCCGUGCCAAGCGGUGAAGGCCUACCUGGUAGAGGACUACCCGACCUCAAGUGUCUACGCGCCUUUAUAGCAACGGCCAAACAGGCUGUGACCUAUGCGGCUGGAACGUGGCAUGCCCCAAUGGUGGCUCUGGGAAGAAAGGAAACUACUUUAGAUUUCUUGGUCGUUCAAUUCUCCAGUGGAGUCGAUAUCCAAGACUGUCAAAUUGUCACUUUUGAGGGACAUGACUCCAAGGAUGCUGAUAUCAAGGUCCGCCUUCCGCGAAGCGGAAAUAUUGUCGCGAAGCUAUAG
Messenger RNA from Fusarium pseudograminearum CS3096, 744 nucleotides. RefSeq lists its product as uncharacterized. The record is from RefSeq and is a predicted model, not a curated record. Gene Ontology annotation, biological process: allantoin catabolic process. The transcript has a single exon. NCBI's taxonomy places the organism in Eukaryota, Fungi, Ascomycota, Sordariomycetes, Hypocreales, Nectriaceae. Gene Ontology annotation, molecular function: ureidoglycolate hydrolase activity; ureidoglycolate lyase activity. The coding region runs from base 1 to 744 and encodes 247 amino acids.